Molecule: messenger RNA, 471 nt
Organism: Rhizopus microsporus ATCC 52813
Lineage: Eukaryota; Fungi; Mucoromycota; Mucoromycetes; Mucorales; Rhizopodaceae
Exons: 1
Coding region: 1-471 (156 amino acids)
Source: RefSeq, a predicted model, not a curated record
AUGGCCGCUACUCGUUCAUCUCGCUCUGUCAACAGUUUUAAUCGCACAUCAAGCCCCACCUCCUCCACUUCGACGGUUUCGUCAAGAUCCGUUUCUCUCUCUCCUCGUUCUCCUUCUCGCUCUCUUCCUUGUUCUCCCUCUCGUUCACCUUCUCCUGCAGCGACAUUUAGCUCAGGAUACUCCAACCGCCCUGGCUCGCCCUCAUACGUUGAGGUGGCUAGUGGUGCAGCUUCUUCCCUUUGUAGACAGCCUUCAUCUGUCAGCAUCUCGGAGAAGUUCACUGCGUUGUCCUUGAGGAGGGCUUCCACCUCUGAAGACCGUGCUGGCAACGCCCGUCAGCAACCCUUGGAUGAGGAUGUCGUAAUGACGGAAUCUUCUAAGGAAGGACAAAUGCCUGUGUUGUGCCAUCACAACAUUAUCAAUAAAUAUUCACAGCUACUGCUCUUCGGCUAUAGCUUGUUCCACAUAUAA